AUGACUACUUAUCAAGCUCAUACGAAUGGUUUUAUUCAUGAUAAUGAUGAUCCAUUACGAAUUUUAUUUUUUGCUGAAAGUUUUCCAUCUUUUACAAGCGGUAUAACACGCCGAUUUAAAGAAAUAAUACGACGUUUAGCGAAAAGAAAACAUCAUAUACAUGUUAUAACUGGUUGUAAAAAUGCUCUUUUAUGGCUUGAAGGAAAUGAUUGUUUACAAGCAUAUGUUACAUUUUCAAUCUUACCAUCAACAGAUUUUACAAAUAAAAUUGAUUGUGCCUGUCCAUUUUUAUUUCCUAAUCCUGCUAUUUAUUUUUCAAUUCGAAAUUUUUCACCUGAUGUUAUACAUAUCGUUGAACAAACUCCAGCUGCUAUGCUUUGUGGUGCAUUUGCUAAAUCAUUAAAUAUUCCAAUUGUUUGGUCUUCACAUACUAAUAUUGACUUUUAUUUAUCAACUUAUAUACGUCAGAAUUGUGUUAACUUAACUAGACGUGUUUAUAAAUUUAUACGUUUAAAACAUUUACUUUAUUCAUCAAUUAAUUUAACAGUUAGUCAAGAUUUUGCCGAUUAUAUGGAACAUACAGGUAUACCACGUCCAGUUUUAGUAUGGAAAACUGGUGUUGAUUCCGAAUUAUUUAAUCCUAUACGACGUUCAUCAUUAAUGCGUUAUCGUAUGUUUGGAACAUUAAAUAAUUUUACUCAUGAACAAAUGGAUUCUAUAACUCUAUUUCUUUGUGUUGGUCGUAUAUCACCAGAAAAAAAUUUUCAAUUUCUAUCACAUGUAUUAGAACGUAUACCAGAUCAAACAUUUUUAUGUAUUAUUGGUGAUGGACCAUAUCGUCAUACACUUGAACCACUUUUUCCAGUUGAUCGUGUUAAUUUUUUUGGUUAUCUUGGCGGAGAAGAAUUAGCAAGUGCUUAUGCUAGUGCAGAUUAUUUUAUAUAUGCAUCCGUUAGCGAAACAUUUGGUCAAGUUUAUCUCGAAGCAAUGGCAAGUGGUACACCAGUUGUUGCAGCUGAAGGUGGACAAUUAAAAGAAUUUUUUAUUAAUAGUGAACAUGGUUAUCUAUGGGAGCCAGAUAAUAUCGAUUCAGCUGAACAAGCUGUACGUUUAGCAAUGAAAAAUCGUGAUUAUCUAUCUAUCAAAGCACGACAACAAGCAUUAAAACAUUCAUGGGAUUCAGCUGCUGAUCAAUUAAAUACAGUUUAUUAUGAUGCUAUAAAAAAAGAUGAUAAAGAAAAUGAAACUAAUCUUUUAAUAAUUCUUUGUCGUUUAUUUUAUUAUGGAUUAAAUUGGUUUAUAUGCAUUCUAUUAGCAUUACUUUUAAUGGCACCAUUUGUAAAAGUUUCAUCUCCGACAUCAACUACAACACAAAAUAUUAAUUCUUGUCGAAAUAAACAGCGUAUAAAAUCGACAAAAACAAGUUUUUCAUCUUGA
Adineta steineri is the source of this 1437-nucleotide messenger RNA. The record is from the annotation of a GenBank genome assembly. Lineage: Eukaryota; Metazoa; Rotifera; Eurotatoria; Adinetida; Adinetidae.